UCAAAACAAAACCAAAUAAAACAUCAUUUUACUUUUACUUUUAGAUAUCUAGUAAAAAUAUUCUGAUUAUUAUCAUUGUGAAGUAGAAAAAUGAAUAAUAUUCUACGACCUGAAGUAAUAUGGAUUGAGGGACGAUGUUACAGAAUAAACGAUCCGAAUACGGAAAUUUCAGCUCUUCAAGAACAUGAUUUAUACGAGAAUGAAAUAACGUUCCAAGAUGCGGGUGAUGAUGAUUCAGAUGAUGAUUUCGAAAUAACUAAAAUAGACAGUAAUAGAUUUGCUACAAGCCUUCAUGUAUCAAAGCAUUACAUUGGAUCAAUUAUUGGAAAAAAGGGAAUAAUGAAAAGCAGAAUUGAGAGAGAUACUCGAACAAAUAUAAAAAUACCAAAACAAGGAGAAGCUGGUGAUAUCACAAUACUUGGUCCGAGUGUUACUAAUGUAAAAGCGGCUCGUAGAAGAAUCAAUAUAAUAGUUAUGUCAUCAAGAAUGAAACAGAGACCUACUCAUUUUAUAUCGAUUCCUUUUAACAAUCCAAUUGUAAUGAAUAAUUUUGAAAUAUUCAAGCAAACUGUAUUGCAAGAAGUAAAAGGUAUAGAUGAAUCAUUAUUUAUAAGGGCAAACAAACUACAUAUCACCAUUGGUGUGAUGUGUUUGAUGGACAAUGAAGAAAGGUUACAAGCUUCUAAGCUAUUCAGUGAAGCAAAAGAUAAUAUAAUAAUGCCUUUACUUCAAGAUAACUUACCUCUACGUAUAAGAUUGAAAGGUUUGUCAUACAUGAAUGAUAAUCCAAAAAAUAUAGAUGUAUUGUAUGGAAAUGUUGAAGAUGAAGCCGGCACUGACAUCCUUCAGACAAUAGCUGAUGAUUUAGUUAAUUAUUUUUAUAAAGCAGGAUUUAUGAACAACAAUGAUUAUGGUAGAGACAAGGUUAAACUGCAUGUUACUUUAUUAAAUUCAAAAUAUAGAAGCGAAUCAAAGAGUGAAGAGUCCCACGGAAGGAAAGUUAGAGAAAAAUUCGAUGGUUCUGAAAUACUGAAUAAAUUUGCUGAUUAUGAUUUUGGAGUAACAGAAAUAACUGAAUUUCAUCUUUCCCAAAGAAAGACAAUGGGUCCUGAUGGAUAUUAUCAACCAACGUUUGUUAUUUCUCUAAAUAAAAAUUAAUUGUUA
Messenger RNA from Papilio polytes (common Mormon), 1164 nucleotides. RefSeq names its product activating signal cointegrator 1 complex subunit 1. Gene Ontology annotation, biological process: regulation of DNA-templated transcription; DNA alkylation repair. The coding region runs from base 91 to 1158 and encodes 355 amino acids. The transcript is spliced from 7 exons. NCBI's taxonomy places the organism in Eukaryota, Metazoa, Arthropoda, Insecta, Lepidoptera, Papilionidae. Gene Ontology annotation, cellular component: nucleus. Gene Ontology annotation, molecular function: RNA binding. The record is from RefSeq and is a predicted model, not a curated record.